UUAAGCAAGUCGUCAAGCUGCAAGAGUGGAGAACGCCGAGGCCCUCAAGCUGCGGACCCCACGCUUAAAAGGGCGAUGCAGGCAACAGCUCGGCGGGAGAAGAGACGUCUUCUAGAUGCACAGCGUGGAAAGUGCCGUGUGCGGCUGGGCUCCCACCUUGAUGAGUGGUGUGCACUAAAGGAUCAUUUGGGUUUUGCACAGCAUGCACAGUUGGCCAAAUUCCUUCUGGACAGCUAUAUAUCAACUUCCAGCUCAGGGGCUUCUGUUCCAAAAGCGGACGCACUCCUUUCUGUAUCUCUCUCAUCACUGAAACGUCUGGCUUUCCUGUGUCACCAACAUGGAAGAGACUGCCCAAAUCCCCCCACCAUCUUGUCACCAUCACAUUCUGCUGAGGCCCCGGUUUUACUAUGGGGUUGCAAUGAGCAUCAGUUUCAUUGGAAUCCAUGUGAUGGCUUCAAAGAGGUGGAAGCCCACUUAGCUGUUGGCAAAAAUAAACUGAAGACAGCAGAAAGCUUGUCUGAAGAGACAGAUACACAAGAGAAGGAUUCUGAGUCAGUUUGUAUGACAGGGAAACAAACAAGGGAGUCACAAAGGAAAGACGAGGACCAGGGCGGGACUGGGACAUGCUCUCAGGCAACUGACACUGGGCCCGGCAGUGUAGUGAGUUUAUCAGAGAGUGACACUACUUUGGACAGAAGUGAAGAGAAUAUUGUAGAGCAAGCUAAUGGUGAGAAAAGACUAGAGGUCCUGGUGGAGAGCAUAGCCAACGAGCAGGUAACAAUUUCAAAUGAGAAGACUACUGAAAGAAGGCUGGGGCAGACAUCAGGGAUAGGUGCGGAAGAGGAGCUAACCACGCUGCCAGCACCUACCAUCGAAGACAGUGAAAAGAGGCAUUCUGAGAGACCAGUCACUCAGGACAUUGUGGUUCCUGAUGUGGAAGAGAACUGUUCCAUAAACUCUUCAAGGAAGGGAACCCCGAACACUCCCUCAGGUCAGAGCAGCAGACGUCAGCGUGCCAAUCUCCAGCAGUCAGAAACCUACUACAAAGCCACAACUUCUCCACCACAGGCAGCUUUAGCCAUUGUGUGUAGACGAUCCCCUCGUGGUAGCAAAGGAUCCCACAGGAAAGCAGAAAGCAAGGAGCAAGUAUCUCAGACUGGAGCGCAGUGUACAACCGCAUACAAGCCUUUUACUGAGGAAAAAGAACACACAGUUGGCAUAGCUCCUGAGACGGAAACAAACGAGGAUAUAUGUCCUAUAGAAGAGUCUAUUGUAGAAGAAGUUAUUGGACCAAAUGUGUCAGCAGAUGAAAUGGAGAGUUUGGCUACUACUGAGGAGCCCCCGAUGCUGGAAGAAGAUUCAAGCCCAUCAGAUGAAAUGAUAUGGAAUGCAGACGAUGGGAGUCUGCCAGGGGAGGCACCAGUAAAAGAACCACCUUCAACUGAGAGUGGAGAUCAGCAGGGCAGCCACAGCAAGACACACAAGGUGACCCGACUCAAGCCUGAUGUGGAUGAAGAACUGGCUCAGAUAAGUAAAAAGAGGAUCAGAAAGGACACAAUGACGGAGCUGCUAAUGUGUGAAUAUGAGAACUGCGGGAAGAUUUUUUCUAAGCGUCAAUAUCUGAAUUAUCACCAGAAGUACCAGCACAUGAAUCAGCGCACCUUCUGUUGCUCUGUGUCUGACUGUGGGAAGAGCUUCAACUUUAAAAAGCAUCUUAAAGAGCAUGAAAAGAGACACAGUGAUCGGAGGGAUUUCAUCUGUGAAUUUUGUGCCAGAGCCUUCCGCAGCAGCAGCAACCUCAUCAUUCAUCGGCGUAUUCAUACUGGGGAAAAACCACUUCAGUGUGAGUUCUGUGGGUUCACCUGCAGACAGAAGGCCUCCCUGAACUGGCACAUGAAGAAGCAUGAUGCUGCCGCUUUGUACCAACACCCCUGUGACAUCUGCGGGCAGCGCUUUGAGAAGAAAGACAAUCUUGCUGCUCACAAGAGUCGCAAGCAUCCUGAACCACGUGAAGGGGCUUCACAGCCCUCCUUCGAGGGUGACACUACCUCUGCCAAAUAUUCCAAUCAGACUGAAAUGGCCUUUAAAGUGGAUUGCCAGGAGACUCUAACCGAGCUGACAGCUGUCUCUGAGGAGAGCAUAAAAGAGACCGUCUUCCCUGAGUAUCUAGAGCUAACAGAGAGUGUACAGGAAGCCCAAGAGACAACCCAGGCUGCAGGCAACACUGAGGUAUCAAUGGUGAUUGUCUUAUAAGGGCUGCUGCAUUCUGUAUUGUCCAUAGUAACUAAUCAUAAUGUAUAGAAGAAAGAUAUAUUGAAUAAGCUAGCCACACCGAAUAAUCAGAUUUUAGCCGUUAUUUUUAUCCUACAGAUGAUGGAAAGUAGUCCUUUACUUACGCUCUUGGUUCAUCUAAUUAUAUGGAGUCUCGAAUAGUACUUGGUUCCUUGGUCCAACAUGUUUUCAUAUUAACAAUCUUCUUUAAAAAUGAACAGCUUUCUUUUUCUGAGAAAAUAGUACAUACGGGAUCUUUUACAUGCAAGAUUAUAUUAAAACAGCUUCCACAUAAUGUACGCAUACAUAUGUGUGUAUGAUUGCCUUCAGAUAAAAGUAAAUAAAAAAACAUGUGAAAA
Molecule: messenger RNA, 2630 nt
Organism: Rana temporaria (common frog)
Lineage: Eukaryota; Metazoa; Chordata; Amphibia; Anura; Ranidae
Product: zinc finger protein 692-like
Exons: 12
Coding region: 76-2253 (725 amino acids)
Source: RefSeq, a predicted model, not a curated record